Xiphophorus couchianus (Monterrey platyfish) is the source of this 5587-nucleotide messenger RNA. RefSeq lists its product as uncharacterized. NCBI's taxonomy places the organism in Eukaryota, Metazoa, Chordata, Actinopteri, Cyprinodontiformes, Poeciliidae. The record is from RefSeq and is a predicted model, not a curated record. Gene Ontology annotation, molecular function: protein binding. The coding region runs from base 1320 to 5579 and encodes 1419 amino acids. The transcript has 22 exons.
UGUGUCUUAUUACCAAACCAUCCCAGACGCAAGGUUUUUAAAAAUUAAAUCCUCAUUUGAAGCCGCAGCCCUCAAUAUGGACGUGUUGGUGGAAUAACUGUGCACAGGUAAGCAUUAAUGGUAAAUUAAAAUAAUUUUUGCCUAGAUGAAGUUAUUUACAAGUAAAUAACUGCAGAUGCAAGAAAGGUUUUUGAGCAAAAUGAAAUAUUUUAGAUUUUAAUUUAGGUAACAUUAAAGCUAAGCAACUUAUUUUAGAUAUUUGCAUCAAGUAGCUUAAAUAUGUAUGCUUUUAUGACUGAAAAGACUUACCUGAAGCAGUAUAGUUUUUAUUUCGAGUGUUUUAAAGUAAGAGACUAGCUGGGCUAGGAGAGCUAGCUUCCUAGCUAGAGCUAGCCUCCUAGCUAGAAACAGGUGUUUGACAAGUUGACAAUAUUUGGGGUAGGUGGUACCUGUGUGGUACCUACUACCUAGCUUUUGGUGAUAAAAGUUGGGUGAUGAACUGUAAGGUUUUCAUCAUUAUAUUUAACAAUAUUGGCGAACUGCUUGCUUUAUGUUAGCUAAUUGCACCGUAGUGAUGCUUGUUAAGCUCGUUAAGCUUGAUUUCAAGCAGGAGAUUAAUAAGAAGCAAACCCACAGGUUUCUGUGAAACUUGUUUAUCUUUUGGAAAAGCACCAAUGGUUGAAGGUUUUAAUAAUUGGCUGCAAUAGGGCUGGUGCAUCAAUGGCUUUAAAGCUGUGUACUGUAAUCACUUUCAUGACUUAAAUGCUGAAAGUGUAAAUCAAGAGUCCUCAAAUUUAGGCAAAUAUCGGUGUCCUUCAAUUUUUAAAUGUGUAUUUGUACCUGAAUCAAUUAGCUGAAUAACCUCCUCAUAUGCAGCCAAAUUCUCCAGAUUUCUGACCACAUUAUUUGACUUAGGUGUGUUGAAGCAGAGAUGCAUCUAAAAGUUGGAGGAGACUGUCCCUGGAAGACUGAUUAAAACUGUUUAAUUAAAGAUAAAUUGGACUUCUCUAAUAAAAUUCAUUUGUGCAACAAACUACCCUUUUUCCUUAAAGUAUGGCUCAAAUGUUCUUGUAAGGCUGUACUAUUGGCUGAACAACAAUAUAUUGAACACUGAACUAUUUGUAGAUGGUAAAGCACUUUUUUAAAUCAGUGAUUAAAUAAAUUAUAGUGUUGGUGUUUUAUCUGAGCUGUGUGUCUUGCAUGCAUAACAUGUUUCCAUAUUUAUAAUUAAAUUUUUAGCUUUAACAUUUGUAGGAAUUACAAAGAAGCUUGUAAUUCCUUCUUUGACUGUUAUAACUUUUCAUACAUGUCAGUAAAACAUGCAGAGGCGAAGACGCAUAAAUCCGAAGGAAGAUGCCAAAUAUUAUAUUGAUACCAAAACGGACAAAGUGGGGCUUGACGUCACGUACAUCAAUGCCUUUAAAGGUCGUGGUAUCUUUGCCACAACCUCUUUUCAGAAAGGAGACUUUCUGUGUGAAUAUCGAGGUGAACUGAUCAGUAAAGAGGAAUGUGAGAGGAGACAGAGAGUUUACCAUGACAACCUUAAAGUAUUCUUGUUUGAAUUCUAUUUUAAUGGAAAACUCUGGUGUGUUGAUGCAGCAAAAGAAGAUUGCUCCCUUGGAAGGCUUAUAAACGAUGACAAUAUCAGCCCAAAUGCCAAAAUGAAGUAUCUGACCGUCCAACAGAAACCACAUUUGUGUUUAUUUGCAACUCGAGAUAUCAAUCAGGGAGAAGAGAUUACGUACAAUUAUGGGGACUCAGACUGGCCAUGGCGACUCAAGAACUCCAGUGGGAUGUCUUCAACUGGACAAGAUGUUGAGGUGCCAUCCACAUCACAGUUGGUUUCAUACUAUGGACCGGUAUCAAGCAAAGACCAAAUAAAGAUCAGAGCUGAAAAUGACCCGGAUCAGAUGAUAACCAGUGUCAAAAACGAGACAGAUCCAGUCCUGGAUUCACUCCCCAUCAAGGAAUUGGAGAAAGAAAUGUCCCAAAGUCCUGACUGCACUCAUUCAACUUCUACGGCUGGCAACACAGAACAGAUCAGAGCUGAAAAUGAUCAGGAUCAGAUGACAACCAGUGUCCCAAAUGAGACAGACCCUGUCCUGGAUUCACUCCCCAUCAAUUCAGAGGAAUUGGAGAAAGAAAUGACCCAAAGUCCUGACUGUCCUUGUACAACUUCUUCAGCUGGCAACACAGAACAGAUCAGAGCUGAAAAUGAUCAGGAUCAGAUGACAACCAGUGUCCCAAAUGAGAUAGACCCUGUCCUGGAUUCACUCCCCAUCAAUUCAGAGGAAUUGGAGAAAGAAAUGACCCAAAGUCCUGACUGUCCUUGUACAACUUCUUCAGCUGGCAACACAGAACAGAUCAGAGCUGAAAAUGAUCAGGAUCAGAUGACAACCAGUGUCCCAAAUGAGAUAGACCCUGUCCUGGAUUCACUCCCCAUCAAUUCAGAGGAAUUGGAGAAAGAAAUGACCCAAAGUCCUGACUGUCCUUGUACAACUUCUUCAGCUGGCAACACAGAACAGAUCAGAGCUGAAAAUGAUCAGGAUCAGAUGACAACGAGUGUCCCAAAUGAGAUAGACCCUGUCCUGGAUUCACUCCCCAUCAAUUCAGAGGAAUUGGAGGAAGAAAUGUCCCAAAGUCCUGACUGUCCUUGUACAACUUCUUCAGCUGGCAACACAGAACAGAUCAGAGCUGAAAAUGAUCAGGAUCAGAUGACAACGAGUGUCCCAAAUGAGAUAGACCCUGUCCUGGAUUCACUCCCCAUCAAUUCAGAGGAAUUGGAGGAAGAAAUGUCCCAAAGUCCUGACUGUCCUCAUACAACUUCUUCAGCUGGCAACACAGAACAGUGUCAAAAACAUCACUUGAUGUGCACAACAGUAUCCUCUUUGGAGAAGUGUACUCAGUGUUUUGGACCUUGUUCUUCAUUCAAGUGGGUUGGCUACCAGUGCAAAGGUUGUUCAAAAGUCUGGCAUUCAUCCUGCCUUAAACAAAUUAUAAAGGAUGAUGGAUCUCAGGCAAAAGAACUGUUUAAGUAUUCCAUAGCUGACUCCUCAUCAGAUAACAACACAUCACCUUCCAAAGAAUGUGAAAUGUCAGAUGAUGACCAUGCAUCUGAUAUUGACUACAUACCAAAUUCAGAAUCUGCAGAAGCUGAUGAAGACUCAGAUGUUAGCAUCCCUCUUCAGCCCAUCAAGUCUAAAGUUGGACAACUUCAAGGAAACCCAACAAUACCCGAUCUCACUUCAUUCUUGCCAGACUCAAGUUCUGUGGUUGAACCUUGCACAUCAAAUUACUGGCCUCCUUUUCACACAGAUGAUAUGGGUGAUGGCACAUUCGAAACAUUCAGCCCAGCCAAGUCUACCAAAGACUCAAACAAUAAACCAAAAAGUCAAAAGGAGCUUCACAAACAGGAAUCCUCACAGCAUAUUUUGAGUGCUAAGAACUAUUGCUUUGUAUGUGGUAGGCCACAGAGCAAAAUUUCACGCCAUUUAAAAACCCACAAGACACAUGCUGAAAUUGCUUAUGCCUUUUCCCUUCCGGAAGACUCAAAAGAGCGCAAUGUUCUUCUAGAAAAAAUGAGAAACAAGGGGAACUUCAAACAUAACUGUGAGGUUUUACAAAGUGGGAAAGGAUCGUUGAAAGUUAAGAGAAAGCCAAAAGCAAAGACUGGAACAUUUAUACAUUGUAUGUACUGCCAAGGUAUGUACAUUCGAAAGGAACUAUGGAGACAUGUGCAAAGAUGCCCCUGUAAGCCACAAAAUGAAGAUUUGAACCAAGGACAUGGAAGAACCAAAGUACUGGGUUUUGCUAUGGCUCAAGAGUCUGCAUUCUGUCAAGAGAUUUCAAGUGGGGUUUGGAAGCUCCUCGGUCCCAUGAAGCAGGAUGAUGUAGCCACAGUUGUGAGAAAUGACCUGACCAUUAUUCAGUUUGCCCAGUCUCUCUACAACAGACAUGGACAAGACCCUACUAAGUAUGAGUACAUCCGACAGAAGCUCCGUGAAAUUGGACGUCUGUUAAUAUGUCUACGGUCUGAAUUCUCUAUACAUAACUUGGAGGAAGCUGUGAAACCUGCUAACUUCCAAAGAGUUGUCCAGGCAGUAAAGAUUGUCUGCGGUUUUGAUGAAGAAAAGCAUUCAUACCAAACACCAAGUCUUGCACUAAAACUGGGACAUACACUACAGAAAAUCAGUGACAUUAUCCAUUGCCGAGCGCUCAUGGCAGAAGAUGAAGAACUGAUUAAGUCAACAGACACUUUCAAAAAGCUGUAUACAUCCAAGUGGUCUGAGUUAGUGUCACAUACUGCCUUGAACACUCUGAGUCAUGCCAAAUAUAAUAAGCCAUUAACCUUACCAUUCACAGAAGAUGUUCAGAGUCUUCAUAGGUACCUUAAGAAAUCUGGAGAAAAUGCAUUUUCUAACUUGAAAGAAGAGGUCAGCCCCCAGAAUUAUGCAGAACUUGCAAAAGUUACUCUUGCACAGGUCAUUGUGUUCAAUCGAAGACGAGCUGGAGAAGUCUCAAAGAUGCGUCUCAGAGGUUUCCAGCAGAGAGAUGACUCCAAGCUCCAUGAAGAUGUUGCUGCUGGAUUGUCCAAGGUUGAAAAAAGGCUCUGUAGCUACUUCAGCCGUGUUGAAAUAAUUGGAAAAAGAGGUCGAAAAGUUGCGGUUCUCCUUUCUCCAGAUGUGGUGGAUGCUCUGACUCUGCUGGUCAGCAAAAGAGAGCAAUGUGGUGUUUGCUCCACAAACAUCUUUCUUUUUGCCCGACCAAGAUCUCAAAGUCACUACAGGGGCCAAGACUGUUUGCGUGUUUAUGGAAGCCAAUGUGGGGCGAAGCAUCCCGAGUUCCUCAGGUCCACGCAACUCAGGAAGCAUGUUGCCACAUUGUCACAAGUCCUCAACCUCAAAAAUAAUGAAAUUGACCAGGUGGCUGACUUCCUGGGACAUGAUAUUCGUGUCCACAGGGAAUUUUAUCGCUUACCUGUGCCAACAACACAACUGGCAAAGAUUUCUAAGCUUCUUUUGUCCAUGGAGAAAGGACACGUAUCUACCCUGCAAGGAAAAUCCCUUGAUGACAUCGAAAUCGAAGAUGAAAUAGAACUAAGUGAGGAUGAAGAAAAGGAAGAUUUAAGUGAUUUGGAUGACUGCGAUUCUGUGGAACCUGAGGAACCCGUGGAAACCGUGGAAUCUGUGGAACCUGAGGAACCUGUGGAACCUGAGGAACCUGUGGAACCUGAGGAACCUGUGGAGCCUGUGGAACCUGAGCAAAGCAAGAAUAUGGAUGAUUUGUUGGGAGCAGUGUCAUCGACAGCAGAGGAAACUGUCCCUCCUGUUGAAGAGACCUCCUCUGCUGCACCCAGAAGACAACCAAAAAAACCAUGGUCAAGUGCUGAGGUUUCUGCUGUUAUGAGGCAUUUUAAAGCUCACAUAGGUAAAGGAAAACUUGCCACUAAAAAUGAGUGCAAACACUGCAAGUUGGUGGAAGGUCCUGUGCUGGCUCAAAGAACAGCACAAAAUAUCAGGGACUUUGUGAGAAACCGUGGAAUAACUGCUAUGAGGCAGGCACAAAAGAAAAGGCUCUAGAUUUUAUG